Centropristis striata (black sea bass) is the source of this 2333-nucleotide messenger RNA. RefSeq names its product eukaryotic translation initiation factor 2B, subunit 5 epsilon (gene eif2b5). Gene Ontology annotation, molecular function: translation initiation factor activity; translation initiation factor binding; guanyl-nucleotide exchange factor activity. Gene Ontology annotation, cellular component: eukaryotic translation initiation factor 2B complex. NCBI's taxonomy places the organism in Eukaryota, Metazoa, Chordata, Actinopteri, Perciformes, Serranidae. The record is from RefSeq and is a predicted model, not a curated record.
GAGUCUGACGACACAGUGGGUUAGCAGCACUGAGACAAACAUGGCCGGUAGAGGAGCUAAACAGAGCCGAUCGGGCUCUGGCCUGUCUGCUAGAAAAGGAGGAGAGGAGCAGGAUGAAGAGGAGCAGCCGCUCCAGGCUGUGCUGGUCGCUGACAGCUUCAACCGGAGGUUUUUCCCGGUGACGAAGGACCAGCCGAGGGCUCUGCUGCCGCUGGGUAAUGUAGCCAUGAUCGACUACACCCUGGAGUUCCUCACCUCCACCGGGGUGCAGGAGACCUUUGUCUUCUGCUGCUGGAUGGCCCCGAAAAUCAAGGAGCACCUGCUGAAGUCAAAGUGGUGUCGCCCCACGUCUCCAAACACGGUCCACAUCAUCACGUCGGAGCUGUACCGCUCCCUGGGGGACGUGCUCCGGGACGUCGAUGCAAAGUCCCUCGUCCGCUCAGACUUCGUGCUGGUUUACGGAGACGUGGUGUCAAAUGUGGACGUCAGUCAGGCGCUGCAGGAGCACAGGUAUCGUAGGAAGAUGGAGAAGAACAUCUCGGUGAUGACGAUGAUCUUCAAGGAGUCGUCACCGGGUCACAGGUCGAGGUGCGAGGAAGAUGAUGUCAUCGUUGCCAUGGACAGCAAGAGCCAGAGGAUUUUACACUACCAGAAGACACAAGGGCUGAAGAGGCUGCAGUUCCCCAUGAACAUUUUCCACAGUGUGAGUGACGAGUUUGAGAUCAGACACGACCUGCUGGACUGUCACAUCAGCAUCUGCUCCCCACAGGUUGCUGAACUCUUCACUGAUAAUUUUGACUACCAGACUAGGAACGACUUCGUCAGAGGGCUCUUGGUCAAUGAAGAGAUUCUGGGGAACCAGAUCCACAUGCACGUGACCAAGGACGGCUACGGCGCCCGAGUGUCCAACCUGCUGAUGUACGACUCGGUGUCGUCGGACCUGGUGCGGCGCUGGGUCUACCCUCUGACCCCCGAGGCCAACUUCACCGACCAGACGGGACGCAGCUGCACAUAUUCACGCCACAACGUGUACCGAGGCUCCGGGGUCAGCCUGGGCCACGGCAGCCAGAUGGAGGAGAACGUCCUCAUCGGCUGUGACACCAGCAUCGGAGCCAACUGUUAUAUCUACAACAGCGUCAUCGGGAACAACUGCACCAUCGGAGACAACGUGACCCUGGACCACGCCUACAUCUGGAGCAACGUUCACAUCUCCAGCAACGUGGUGAUCAGACAGUCGGUGGUCUGCGACAAGACGGAGGUCAAAGAAGGCGUGCAGCUGAAUAAACAGUGUGUCCUGGCCUAUAAUGUGGUGAUCGGCCCAGACGUCUCUCUACCGGAGGGCACCGUGGUGUCCAUGCACCAUCCAGACGAGGAGGAAGAGGAGGAUGAUGAUGAGUUCCUGAGUGAUGACGCCGAGGUCGGUCACAGCAAAGACAAAACCAAACUCAAAGUGUUUAACCCGGCGGAGGUGGGGGCCGAGGGGAAGGGCUACAUCUGGAAGGCCAACAGUCUGGACGACACGGAGGACGAGGAGCUGUCCCACUGUCUCUGGGGUCUAGUGUUGAACCCCGACCCCGAGAGUGAGAGUGACGACAGCGAGCCCGACGACCCCGACGACCCGGUGAUCCCCUCCCCCGAGAUGGACGACGUCAAAGUGUUCCAGCUGGAGGUUCUGGGGACGCUGCAGAGAGGUCUGGAGGAAAACAUCGGCUUUGACAAUCUGGUACUAGAGAUCAACUCUCUCAAGUACGCCUACAACAUCACCCUGAAGGAGGUGAUGCAGAUCCUAACCAGAGUGGUUCUGGAGUAUCCGUUCCAGCAGCAGGGCUCUCAGCUCACCCCGUCACAAUACGUCGGCCUGCUUCUACCUUUAUUGAAGAAAUGGGCUCCAGUGUUUAAGAACUACGUGAAGAGAGCCCAGGACCACCUGGACUGUCUGUCGGCCUUUGAGGAGCACUUCCUGGAGCAGGAGAGCCACUGGGCUGCUAUGGUGAAGGUCCUGAUGAACAUGUACCAGCUGGAGAUCCUGGAGGAGGAGAUGAUCCUCCGCUGGUUCUCUCAGGGAGCUACAACAGAUAAGAGCAGGCAGCUACGCAAGAACCAGGGGCUCCAGAAGUUCAUCCAGUGGUUGGAGGAGGCCGAGGAGUCUUCAGAGGAGGACGGGGAGUAACGAGGAGUAACGAGGAGCACUUAAAGGAGGAAAAGACUUGAACUGUUGUGUGACUAAAGGGAACCAGAUGCAGCUUUUUGUCCCCUAGUAACUACCAGGAUCUCUUCUGUACAGCUGAAGCUUUAUUAAUAUCUCAAUAAAGAAGAAAGAAGAAGAAGAAUAA